AUGUUCCGGUUGAAAUCAGCGUUAUGGCCACUCACGCAUGCUUACAAAGAGAUACCAUCAUGUCAGUCGUCUGACGAUGAAAGGGAAUCGAAAGAUACAGAAGAGAGCCUGCAGGAGCAAAUCCUGACCUUACAAAGCAAUCUAUGGUGUCUCCGCGUCAGCUUACUUUUCAGCAUCGUGUCUCUCUUCUUGAUGGCAUCUUUCAUUGUUGUCGACCGAGUUUCAUAUAUCAAUGCUACAAAUAGUUGCAGUCAUCUUGGCAGCGACCAUAGCGGAUUUGUGCCACCGGAAGUUGGAGAACCUACAAGAUGGACAUUAUUUGAUUUAUCUUCUCCCUAUUACAUUGAAGAAGACACAUUUUAUGACUUGAAUAAGACCAAAAUGGUUAUCGGUAAACUAAAGGCUUUACAUAAUUCAUCAAAUGUGUUGGUCAACGGUAAUUUCGCUGACUGGCACAAGCCAGACGGCAGUAUAGCAAAGUUGCCAGCUUACUAUUCCACCGUCUCGUACCGGCAAACCUACAUCAUCCGUUCAUUCCAUCAAAUGCACUGUUUGAUCUCAAUUGCUGAAGAGUAUGGCCAUCGUGUGCAUAAUACUUCAUCGCAGUGGGCUCCUCAGCAUGUUGCCCACUGCCUCAACGCGAUCCGGGAGGCAAUCAUGUGUCUUGCUGAUGCUUCUCCAAUGACAUAUGUGAACGGAUUUGCUGUAGGACAUGUCACAGAUGAUCAGAAGUUUAUGUGUAGAGAUUGGGGUGCGUUACGGAAAUGGGCAAAUGAUCCAGUUCGGGGGAUCAGAUACAAGAAUCUUGCACCGGCAGGCGCAAAGCAUGACAACUAUACGGAAAUUAUCCCUUUCCCAGAGCUUUCGGAAAUGGAAAAGCUAGGGCUUGCUUGA
Molecule: messenger RNA, 894 nt
Organism: Colletotrichum truncatum
Lineage: Eukaryota; Fungi; Ascomycota; Sordariomycetes; Glomerellales; Glomerellaceae
Biological process (GO): mycotoxin biosynthetic process
Source: RefSeq, a predicted model, not a curated record